Messenger RNA from Bactrocera dorsalis (oriental fruit fly), 828 nucleotides. RefSeq lists its product as uncharacterized. The record is from RefSeq and is a predicted model, not a curated record. NCBI's taxonomy places the organism in Eukaryota, Metazoa, Arthropoda, Insecta, Diptera, Tephritidae. The transcript has a single exon. The coding region runs from base 1 to 828 and encodes 275 amino acids.
AUGCCUGCCGACGAUGAUACGCCACGCCUACCGAAGCCUUCCAUGUUCCUGGGAAACAAUUCCAGCCCUGCGACAAUACGUGUUCCAAGCUUCAACCAAGACAGGCCAGCCCUCUGGUUCGCGCAAUUAGAAUCACAAUUCCGCAAUCACAACGUCACGAGCGAGGUGGACAAAUUCCACCACACGAUUCCGUUGAUAGACACGCGCAUAGCUGCCGACGCUGAGGACAUCAUUUUAAAUCCGCCAGUCGACAAACCCUAUCAACGUUUAAAGACCACACUAAUUGCUUGCUAUUCUAAGUCGAGAGAAGCAAAAAUCCUACAACUUCUGGACGGUGAGUGCCUCGGCGACAGAACGCCCUCCCAACAUCUGCGACACCUUCGAAGUUUAGUUCCAGACAUAGACGAGGAAGUACUAAGAGCAAGGUGGCUCUCACAUCUCCCCGACCAAAUGCGCGCAUGUUUGGUUGCACAACGCACGGCCGAGCUACAACCGUUAAGCGAAGCCGCGGAUCGUUUACACGACGUUCUUCAACCUUCUCAAGGGCAUAAUAUAGCUGCAACAUCGCUUACAACAACUCACGACUCAAAUUUUACAGGCGUUGAGCAACAACUUGCUCACAUCACGAGAAGUCUUCAGAAGCUUUUAAACACCCAUCAAACCACUGGACGAAAACGGUUUCGUUCACAACGCAUCAACAGAAGCAGAUCGGUUUCUCCUGCCAUGUCCACCAGUAACACCUGCUGGUAUCACAAAAAGUUUGGCAACCUGGCUCAAAAAUGCACACCUGAUUGCCAACAAGCGGGAAACGCAGCAGAGAGACGUUAG